CUUCUAGCCACCACCUCAUACCACCAGCCACCUCUACGCACCCAGCUCACAAGCGAGUCGCACAAAAGCCAUUCCUCAUUCGCGAAUUCGCAACCUUUAACGCAAACAACACCAUCGAAAAAGGUUAAAAAAAAAGCCUACCAAAAGCAGCAAUCAUGUCGGACUGGGAUGCAGUGACCGUCAUUGGCUCCAAGAGCCGUCCUGGUGGAGGCGCGGGAAAGCAGGGUCCUACCGCCAUCGAGCGCGGAAAGGCUGUGGGCGCCAUCACGGAGAAUGACCGGAAAGUCACAUCGGGCACGAACAAGGGCCACAGCGGGCCGGACCACGCCCACCUCGCCAAGCUCGACCGAGAGGACGCACCCACGGCGCCGCCCAAGGUGGCACCCACGGUCGGCAAGGCCAUCGGCCAGGCUCGCCAGGACAAGGGGUGGACGCAAAAAGAUCUGGGCACGCGCAUCAACGAGAAGCCCCAGGUGGUGGCUGAAUUCGAGAGCGGAAAGGCCCAGCCGAACCCGCAGAUUCUCUCAAAGAUGGAGCGCGCGCUCGGGGUCAAGCUUCGAGGAAAGGAGAUUGGCCAGCCCCUGGGUGGACCUAAGAAGAAGUAGAGAAGAAUAACAGGUCCCGAAAGUAAUGCAGUUUUCCACUACCUAGACGAGAAUUACUAUAUACAGCCCUAGAGGAGCGGCUACCGUUCACUUCCACUGCCUCACUCA
This is a messenger RNA of Acaromyces ingoldii, 713 nucleotides long. Its product is annotated as putative MBF1-multi protein bridging factor mediates GCN4-dependent transcriptional activation. The coding region runs from base 156 to 605 and encodes 149 amino acids. Lineage: Eukaryota; Fungi; Basidiomycota; Exobasidiomycetes; Exobasidiales; Cryptobasidiaceae. Gene Ontology annotation, molecular function: DNA binding. Gene Ontology annotation, cellular component: nucleus. The record is from RefSeq and is a predicted model, not a curated record. The transcript is spliced from 3 exons.